Messenger RNA from Peronospora matthiolae, 438 nucleotides. Lineage: Eukaryota; Oomycota; Peronosporomycetes; Peronosporales; Peronosporaceae. The record is from the annotation of a GenBank genome assembly.
AUGACCGAUAUCUUCGGAUUGAGUGAUUACUCCGAUGAGUCUCCGCCUCACGCAAGUCCAUUCAACGAAAGGACGCGUGGAGAUGGUGGUGAUGCACCUAUACAUCACUACGAGCGAAGCAACUCAAGGGAUCGGGGUAACACUGGUGCAAGUGCUCAUGCUGGCACCAAUCAAGAGGCAAGGGACCGAAAUGUCCUGCUACACGCUUCUCAAGUAGAGUCUCCGUGGAUGCCGUCCUCCAGAGAAUUGGACCAGUUGGCCGGCAUGACUACCGAUCGAGAUCGAAUCCCGUUGUUCGACUGUAGGACGAUCUUUCCUCCUAAUUCCACCUCGAACACUAUCCGUGCUGAGGAAGAGUUCUUCACCGAUGCGUUCUUCAAACAUCGGUGGCACAGUGGCAGCCGUGUUCGAGACGGCAAAGCCUUGGUGCAAGGAUAG